This is a messenger RNA of Phycomyces blakesleeanus NRRL 1555(-), 243 nucleotides long. Its product is annotated as MADS-box transcription factor. NCBI's taxonomy places the organism in Eukaryota, Fungi, Mucoromycota, Mucoromycetes, Mucorales, Phycomycetaceae. The record is from RefSeq and is a predicted model, not a curated record. The annotation marks the transcript as partial. Gene Ontology annotation, molecular function: RNA polymerase II cis-regulatory region sequence-specific DNA binding; protein dimerization activity; DNA-binding transcription factor activity, RNA polymerase II-specific. Gene Ontology annotation, biological process: positive regulation of transcription by RNA polymerase II. The transcript is spliced from 2 exons.
CGCCGCAAGAUCAAGAUUGAGUACAUUGAAGACAAGAACCGUCGUCACAUCACAUUCUCCAAGCGUAAGGCCGGUAUCAUGAAAAAGGCCUAUGAAUUGAGUACCUUGACUGGAACUCAAGUUCUGUUACUGGUUGUUUCUGAAACCGGUCUUGUCUACACCUUUACUACAGUCAAACUCCAACCUAUUGUCACCAAACCUGAAGGCAAGAACUUGAUUCAGGCCUGUUUGAAUGCACCAGAU